GCCAAUGUCUCAGUAGCACGGGAAGCCAUUCCCUUACAGUAGCUAUAUUUCGAUGGAGCCAUAAUAUUUAAAAGAAGAAGAAGCUAUUAACGAAACUUAUUAAUAUAUACGGAUAUAACAAAGAAGGAGAUAAAUAUAAAGCUUUACAGUUAUACAGAAGAAACAUAUUCUUUUCAUCAAAAGUGUAAAGAAACGAUGACCAAUGCAAGCACAAAGAAUAUUAUUGAUUCUCCUGUCUCUCCUUUCGGAAACUUUUAGCUUGCAGCAUAGAUAUGUAUUCUACCGGAGUAUGGUUACGAUCGAAGAUGAAACGCCGACGCGGCGCGUGUUUGGUGGCGAUCGAAUGACCCUAAGCAACUACCCCGCUGUGUGUGCACUUCUCGAUCGAUUUUGGAAUUUGAAAUGCUCGGGAUCCAUCAUCUCAAAGAAUUGGGUGCUCACGGCAGCCCAUUGCGUCUCCAAUAAAGUGGCCCUUAUCAAGUACAACACCAUUCAUCUAAAAUCCAAAGAGGGAUCAAUCGCCACUGUCUUGUAUCUGUAUCGGCAUCCCAACUUUCAAGUGUUAGAAGAAGACGAAGGUCGUGGAGUGGACGUGACCGUGCUGCGUAACGAUGUGGGUCUAGUUCGCACCAAGCAAACCAUGACACUGAACACCGAGCUGCCGAUGGACCCCAUUGCGGCCAUGCUACUAUACGCACCUUACGAUAUGAAGAAUCAAGAAAUUGAGGUACUGGGUUUCGGACGUACAGACAAAUCCGAUAGCAGUUUAGGUGAGGAACUAUACGGAGUCAAAUUGAAGCUGGUAGGAUGUGAUCGCUCCACGUGGACAUUUUGCAUGUGUGGGACGUCUGUAGGCCUUAGUGGUGGAAGGGGUGUCUGCUCAGGAGACUCUGGAGGACCAAUGACGUAUAACGGAUCCCAGAUCGGAGUAACUUCCAUGGGUCCAAUAGAGUGUGCUACAAGGACCACACCAGGGCCCACAGCUAUCAGUGUUUUCACCUCGCUGCACGAGUACGCUUCCCUAAUAUCUCACACCAUCGACGACACGGAGAAUGCUCUUAAGAUGACCCGUGUUCCAG
This is a messenger RNA of Hyposmocoma kahamanoa, 1079 nucleotides long. RefSeq names its product trypsin-like. Lineage: Eukaryota; Metazoa; Arthropoda; Insecta; Lepidoptera; Cosmopterigidae. The transcript has 5 exons. The record is from RefSeq and is a predicted model, not a curated record. Gene Ontology annotation, biological process: proteolysis. The annotation marks the transcript as partial. Gene Ontology annotation, molecular function: serine-type endopeptidase activity.